AUGCCUGCGCCUUUUAAUAUCGCUAUCUUUGCGGCCGCAGCUUUUGCUGCUGGCACGCGAGGACACGAGUACGUUGACAGAACCUACGAUUUUAUCGUUGUUGGUGGAGGAACCUCUGGGACUGCUGUUGCUACUCGACUUAGCCAGACGCUGAAAAACAGCAGCAUUUUAUUAAUCGAAGCUGGGCCAGCGGCUCCAGAUGAGUUGAAAAUCAAUGUUCCUGCUAUGUUCGGGUCUACACAGGGUGGCCCAUACGACUGGAACUUUACGACAACGCCCCAGCCAGGUCUUGGCAGUCGCGUGGUUGACCUUUCGCGUGGAAAGGUUCUAGGAGGCAGCUCUGCUAUGAACUACAUGUUAUGGAAUCGUGCCUCGGCCCCCGAGUACGACGUAUGGGAGACCCUCGGAAAUCCAGACUGGAACUGGGACAGUAUGCUUGCUGGCAUGGUCAAGUCCGAGAAUUUCACUGGAAUUGACAGCCAAGAUUAUGGUCACGUCGGGAGAGGCACAGAAGGGCCGAUUCAUAAUGUUAUCAACCGUUACAGAACCGAGCAAGUCCAGGCCUGGAUCCCGACGCUGGAAAAUCUUGGGCUUUCGCACAACCUGGAGUCUCUGGGCGGGAACCCCCUCGGGGCAAUGCUCCAGCCUAGCAGUGUUAACCCGGAUAAUUACACACGCUCCUACAGCGCCAACUCGUAUCUGCCUCGAGUCGGACCGAACCUAACCCUUCUGCUCUCCACUCGUGUAGCGAGGAUCAACUUCGAUACCCCAUCGAAGAGUCGGCGCUGGGACCGCGCCUCACACGACGACGUGGUGGCUACUGGAGUUACCCUCGAGGACGGGUCUGUCAUCACAGCUAGAAAUGAGGUGAUUAUUUCAGCUGGAUCGCUUCAAAGCCCCGGGAUUCUCGAAUUGUCCGGUAUUGGACAGAAGAGCGUGCUGGAAGGGGCGGGUAUUAAUCAAAUCAUCGACCUUCCGGGUGUUGGCGAAAACUUGCAAGAUCACGUUGGCGUGGGAGUUACAUAUCAACUGAAGCCUGGCUACAACUCACUUGACAUAUUCAUAUAUAACGCCACCUACGCAGCCGAACAACUCGAUCUGUGGGAGAACAAACACGUGUCUCGAUAUGAUUACUCCAUUAGCGAUAUUGCAUUUUUUAAUUGGAAGCAGUUGUUAGGCAACGACACCGCCAUUGUUGAUCUCGCGGUUCAAGCCGUCGGGAAUUCAACAAAUGUGAUAGACCAGGCGAAGCUUUCCUUUCUAUCCGACUACGCCGUUCCGCAAAUGGAGAUGACAAUGUCAGACAGCACAAUCGGCCCAACCUAUCCUUCUCCGGGCGACCCUCUCUAUGGAUCCGAUUUUGUUACCCCUCUAGGGAUUGUGAUGCGACCUCUUGCCCGUGGCAAUGUGCACAUUCGGUCGUCCAACAUCAGCCACAGUCCAGAAAUAGAUCCUCGGUACGCUUCAAACGCCUAUGACCUGCAAAAUCUGGUGGAGGCAGGCAAAUAUGCGCGCAAGAUUGCCCAGACCGAGCCUUUAGCAAGCCUGCUCGUCGGCGAAUUCGCACCUGGACUUGCGGCCGUUAGUACAGAGGACGAGUGGAUCGAGUAUGCACGGGAAGCAAUGAUAACCAUAUAUCACUACUCCGGCACAUGUGCCAUGUUGCCCAAAGAAGACGGGGGAGUUGUCGAUCCACGACUCAAGGUCUGGGGAACGAAAAAUCUUAGAGUUGUUGAUGCAAGCAUUAUUCCGGUACUCAUGGCAUCACAUACGCAGACUGCAGCUUAUGGGAUUGCGGAGAGAGCCGCAGAAAUUAUCAUUGAGGAUUACAAGGGACUCUAG
Molecule: messenger RNA, 1842 nt
Organism: Diaporthe amygdali
Lineage: Eukaryota; Fungi; Ascomycota; Sordariomycetes; Diaporthales; Diaporthaceae
Product: Pyranose dehydrogenase 3
Exons: 7
Coding region: 1-1842 (613 amino acids)
Biological process (GO): secondary metabolite biosynthetic process
Molecular function (GO): flavin adenine dinucleotide binding; oxidoreductase activity, acting on CH-OH group of donors
Source: RefSeq, a predicted model, not a curated record